This is a messenger RNA of Halichondria panicea, 3845 nucleotides long. Its product is annotated as serine-rich adhesin for platelets-like. The record is from RefSeq and is a predicted model, not a curated record. Lineage: Eukaryota; Metazoa; Porifera; Demospongiae; Suberitida; Halichondriidae. The transcript is spliced from 6 exons. The coding region runs from base 107 to 3709 and encodes 1200 amino acids.
GGGGGAUGCAAGCUUGCACAUCAUCAUCCAAACUACGUUUUAAAUUAAAUCAGUUUAGUCUAGCUAGCCUAGUCGAGUCCAAGACACACAGCCAAAAAGACAAGUCAUGAGUAACAGAAAGAUUGGUUGGGCGUUCUCUACAGAGCGACCAGUGGCAGUUCAAUCUCCGUCCAUGCUCUCUGACGUUCAGACAAGACUCAACUUCAGUUCUGUCAAGUCCCCCUCCACUCUUCCCAAGAGACGUGCUCUCAUUCCCAUGUCCAGGACCACACCCACUAACACUACCCCAUUUAGAAGCACCAACAAUCGAUUGGCCGACUAUCACAUGUCCAAACAAAACCCAGAUGUUCUGGAUCGUAUGUACUCAUCAUCAGUACCGUCAUCUCCGCAGACCUCCCCUCUCAGAUCUCAAAUUAGAAACUCUCUGCUAUACCAUAGUGGAUCUAGCUCUACCAGUUCCAGUCCAGGAGUCCAAUUCCAAAAUCGCAUGUCCCAUACCCCAAGCCAGAUGUCACUUUUACGACAGACCCUGAGGGCCAAUAAAGCUCAAAGCUCGUCCAAAUCAAGUCUGGUUCAACUAGCCACGCAACGUACUUCUGUGAAGCUCAAUGGACCUGCUGCGUCCAUCAGUCCUGUUGUGGUUAGGUUAUCUCGAGGAGCUGACACGCCCCCUUCUCCGAGGCUCUCCAGGGGGUCGUCCACCAACACUGUGGGGGGUAACGAGGAGCAAGCUAGAAAUCCGUGCGACAAAGAUACCGUUUUGUCGGCUCUACGCAGCAAACGUAAGAGGUGGGACAGCUCGGCGAGUGUGGACAGCAGUGUAUCCGUGGUGACAGUCACCGAUCAGCCCUCAGCUAAGAGAUCAAAAAACAGUGUGCAGUCCAGGAGCCCACCCUCCACUCGGAAACGACCUCUUGAACCCCCCACUCUGGUACAAACACCUGAAGUCAGCAAAAGGUCUAAAAUCAUUAAACCCAUUCCUAAGAAGGCUAACAAGAUUUGUAUGCCUGACAUCGAGUACGAGUCUGACAGUUCUGAGCAUGCCCAGGACAACGUUUCCAUGACGAAUGAUAUCGUAGCCUCCACCAGUGACAGUGACAGUACAGUAGCUAGUGUGGAUAAGAGGGAAAAGACUUCACCAAUUCUGCACAUAGAUGAGGAGGAAAUGAGUAGGAAGAGAGAAGACUCUCUGUCACUCUUGAGGACAGUGUUCCCCCCCACCAAGGGAGACAAGUCUCUGAGGAGAGAGGUGCCUGUGUUCUGUGCCACUGGGAUUAAACCUCACAUGCCGGCCCCCCUCUCCUCCGGGUCCACUGCCACGAGGGAGGACCUGCUCAAGGACAGAGAAGCAGCUGCAGAGAGAGUCAAACAAUUCCUCACCGCUAACAAUGAAACACCAACUACCAAUACUGCAAGUACUGAUCCGAAACCGAAUACAAUAUCUCUAACCACAUCACUUGAUGGAGUCAAGACAACUGACCAAACUGAUGGUGGAAAGAAUCCUGUCUCUGCGACUAAGAGUGAUGUCACUACAACAAGCAAUUCUGUGCAGACUGGGCUCAAGCUUUCAUCUGCUCUUGUGGGGAAGAUGGUGUCUUUUGCUAACCCCAUUACCUCAGGGAUGCCCUCCACCACGACCACCAUCUCUACCUCAGGUGGUGGCACUACCUCUCUAACUGGUCUCAAGCUCGCUUCCAGUGUUCCCUCUACUGCCGGCCCACCCCCCUCCACAGCAGCUGCUACUCUAGGCCUACCCACUGGCCUCUCGUUGCUCACAGCCGCAGCUCCUCUGUCGUCCGUAACCACAACCCAACCGCCCACACAAACUCAGACAGCCUCUCUUGAACUCGGACAUGACACAGCUGCUUUAAAACCAAGUAUUGGAGGGCUAACGUUUGGAACACCUGCUACGUCUUCAAAUGCACUACAAACUAUUGCUAGUGGACUAAAGCUCGGGCCUAUCUCUACCCAAGCCACCCAACUACAGCUGUCUACUGGUCUGAAGAUUGGAACAUUGAACACUGCCACGACAGGAAUUGGAAUGGGAACAUUAAACACUGCCUCAUCUACUGGAAUGGGAAUACUGAACACUGCCCCAUCUACUGGAAUGGGAACACUGAACACUGCACCAUCUACUGGAAUGGGAAUACUGAACACUGCCCCAUCUACUGGAAUGGGAACACUGAACACUGCACCAUCUACUGGAAUGGGAACACUAAACACUGCCUCAUUUACUGGAAUGGGAACCCUGAAUACUGCCCCAUCUACUGGAAUGGGAACACUGAACACUGCACCAUCUACUGGAAUGGGAACACUGAAUACUGUCGCUAGAAUUGGAACAUUUACUGGUAUUGGAAUUGGCCCAUCAGCUACACCCUCUCAAGGUAUCCUCCAGUCCAAAGUCCGAGCACCCUCCCCCCUACAAGUGUCUCACAAGCCGCCAGCUGUUACCACGAACCCUAACGUACAACAACCCGGUAAUGGAGCUAUGAACAAUCCACUGAGUCUAACGCAAUCUAAUCCGACCUUGUCAUUUGGUGGACUACAGCCAGGUGGUGGUGGGCUAUCUCUGGGCAACACUCAAGGAAUCAGUUCCCUCAGCUCAUCUGGUCUAUCUUUUGGUGUAAGUGGAGCUACAACACAGCAACCGACUGGUCUAAUGUUCGGAGGCACGGCGACUAGCUCGGCUACUCAACAACCCAGCAGUGGACUGUUAUUUGGGAACAAGACUGCUUCUCAGACGGUAACUAACCAGCAGCCAAACACUGGUCUUAUGUUCGGAGUCAGUGCAACACAACAAUCAACUGGUGGAAUCAUGUUCGGUAACAACACGUCUACCACAGCUGCUCAAAAUCCAACUGUUGGAUUCACGUUCGGAAAUGCAGUAUCAUCAUCUUCUAACUUAUCGUUUACUGCCUCUCAACCGGCACAGAACUCUAUGUUUGGCACUCAACCUCCUAAAGAAGCUCCGAAACCAUCUGGCCUGCUCUUUAGCGGAAGCUCUCAAAACGCUAACAAUACAUUCAAGUUUGCUGCUAAUGGAGGCUCUCAACAACAGCAGCCAGGCUUCUUCUCUGGAGGUAGCAAUCCUCAACAAUCGCUGAGUUUAAACUUUGGUCAAUCUCAGCCUAAUACCCAAAGCAACUCUGCAAUGGCCGGUGGUGGAAUUAUCUCAAGCAACCAAGUGAAUUCUAACUCUAUGUUCGGUGGUAAGAAUGCAGCCUCCUUUACCGCACAACCGCAACCACAGACGAGUAGCUCGACCGGUUUCAUGUUCUCUGCCGGAAACAACACUCAAAAAGCAACAGGAGGUUCGGUCAACUUUGGUCAAAGUCCUCAGACUAAUGUCAACUUUGGAAUGGGACAGUCUCAGAAUGCGAAUGGAAGUAGUGCGUUCUCUUUCAGCGCUGGUAGUGGAAUAAACGCUGGACAAAGCAGUAGCGGAUUCUCAUUUAAUGCCGCGAGCAAUGGACAAUCAAAUGUUUUCCCCUCCCCACAACAACCUGGUGGUUUCCCUCAGAGCAACUUUACCACUCCACAACUACAAAGCAAUCCAUCGGCCCAAGGAUUCAAUUUUGCGGCUCCUCCUAAUCAGUUCAAUUUCUCAGUCUCUACCCCACCUGCUAAUUCCUUCAUUCCGGGCACCCCUGCAGACUCCACCCCUCGGCCCACAAAUAAUAGAUCAAGGAGAAGGGGGCGGAAAAAGUAACUCAUUUAUAUUUAUUGCAUAUUGAACAGAUUUGAUAUCUAUUAUAUACCCACAUAGUUAUGAUUGCAUUAAUAUUGUCACUUUGCGGUGUUUGCAUUACAUUUGACGUUAAAAAAGAAUUUUCGUUGUACUUGAA